AUGCGCUUCUCAACGAAUCAACUUCGGAAACGCUCAUCGGGUGCUCAUGUUCUGUGUUUAUGUUACCCGAAGAGCAUACUCCUCAUGUUUGCCAAUUUGUGUAAAGGUCCGGCGUCCGCUGCUGUUUCUCAUGGUAUGGGGCUGUGCUUCCCGAAGUGGACAUCCCCUGAGUUCGCAAAUCGGCAUCCUCGCAACCUGGUCCCUUGA
This is a messenger RNA of Dicrocoelium dendriticum, 207 nucleotides long. The record is from the annotation of a GenBank genome assembly. NCBI's taxonomy places the organism in Eukaryota, Metazoa, Platyhelminthes, Trematoda, Plagiorchiida, Dicrocoeliidae.